Molecule: messenger RNA, 2060 nt
Organism: Amyelois transitella
Lineage: Eukaryota; Metazoa; Arthropoda; Insecta; Lepidoptera; Pyralidae
Product: monocarboxylate transporter 9
Exons: 10
Coding region: 67-1488 (473 amino acids)
Biological process (GO): monocarboxylic acid transport; transmembrane transport
Molecular function (GO): monocarboxylic acid transmembrane transporter activity
Source: RefSeq, a predicted model, not a curated record
AAUAAAUUUUUAGCAAUGAAUAUUUCAAGAGCAGUCUCUUUUAAAGUGAGUUAAGGAAAGGUGACAAUGGGCGAUCAAAUUAAAAAGUGCCCGAAUGUGUACGAAGCCCCUGAUGGUGGCUGGGGAUAUUUUAUAUGUAUUGCUACUAUAUUAAUCUUUAGUCUAACUUCAGGAUUUAUAGGAUGCUUCGGUAUGUUAUACGCUGAAUUUAUAGAGAAACAAGAAAUUGGAUCGGCAGCUGUAGUACUUAUCAUGAGUACUAAUGCCAUGAGUCUAGCAGUUGCAGGAUUUCUAACCAGUCCUUUACUAAAAGUGUUGAAAUUUCGCCAACUAGCUUUCGUUGCUAGUUUCGUUUACAAUGCUGGAUGUGUGGGACUCGUCUUUGUAAAUUCCAUUAUUCCAUUCUUUAUUUGCAUGGCUCUGCUUCAGGGACUAGGAUUUGGCAUAUUAUUCAAUUUGGCGUGCACUAUUAUCAAUGAAUAUUUUGUGAAAAGGCGGUUCUUAGCUAUGGGAGUAGUACAAGCAAGUACAGCCAUAAUUACCAUGAUAAUACCAAUACUAUUGAAUUUCACAUUAAAUUUCUAUGGAUACAGCGGAACUCUAAUGAUUGUAGCAGCGCUAAGUAUGAACAUAUUUGUCGCUGUUAGUUUAAUGCAGCCCGUCAAAUGGCAUAUGAAGAUGGUUAAAGUACCACAAGAAGACGAAGAAGGGAAAAUUCUUCUCUUAAAAGAUCAGAAAAAUGAAAGCGAUGGUAUACCAACAAUUAAGAUAGUUGAUUCAGAGCCACUUUCCUCUAUUGUACGUGAAAAUAUAAUGAAUGAGGAAAAUAUUGAACGAGCAAUAAAAGACAAAGAUUCAGUGUUAAAGAAAAUCUUAAAAGAAAUGUUCGACGCUUAUCUGCUGAAGUCUUAUUUGCCAUCGUACGCUUGUUUGGGCAUGAUAAUGGCAAUGUUCGCAGACUUUGUAACAAGCGUUACAUUACCCCAGUCCCUGUUCGCGUCUAACUGGUCUAAAGAAGACGCAGCUUUCGGAAUUUCAAUGAUGACCUUUGGGGAUCUGGCUGCACGUUUGUCCUUCAUUGUCUUUAGUAAAUACAUAAAAAUUGAAAAUAAGGAGCUGCAUAUGAUUGGGAUUGUCAUCGCUAUUAUACCACGAAUAGGUUUGCUUUUAACAAAAAACGUAUACGCAGUCUUAGUGCUACUGUGUAUCAUGGGAACAUCCCGAUGCUUCAUACUUACCCUGGUACCCCUUAUCGUAGCUGACGCUGUACCCAAAGAGAAGUUCACCGCGGCAAUGGGAAUGUUCAUGAUGACAUUUGGCAUAGCCAGUUUAACUUUGGGAACGGCUGUAGGCGCCUUGAGGGAUGUUACUGGCAGUUAUGAUACAAUAUUCUGGAUCUCUAUUAUAUUCCUCGUCUUCACUAUUACACACGGAUUGCUAGAGACUUAUUGUGUGAAACGUCACAAGAAGAAAUGUCAAAAGAAAUGAUAGCAUUAGAUUACUUUGAUAUUUUGAUUUAUGACUUUAUUUGUAAAUAUUCUGCAGCGUGCGUUGUUGUGAGUGUGUUUUUGUAAGAAGUCACUCUAUCACUUCAGCUAGAUGUUGUAGGAGGUGAGUUAAGGCAAAACAAAAUCUAAUCCAUCUAUUUCCAAAGUGUGUGUUUGUUACGUUGGUGAAAGACUUUUUUACAAAGCAUGUAACCAUUUUUGGCAUGUAGCCUCUUCCUCAUUAUCGAGGCUGCAAUAUGGUGUUUAUUACACAGAUUUAGCAAAGUAACGAUUAGAUUUUUUGUAAAAUUAUUAUAAAUUUGGAUGCCACAAUAUAGUGUUUCUAAAUUGAUGGAAAAACAAUAAUUGUUCUCAAUAAAAUUCUUGUUAUUUGUGAAAUUUGUUUAAUUACACACAACAUUAUCAAAAGUGGUUAUUUACUAUAUUAAGGAUAAAAUUUAUAACUAUCUAAGUGAAAAGACAACAAGCUGAAUUAUAUUUAAUUUUUAGACUUAGAAAGUAAGGGUAUAAAUACUCGUUGUUCUCAAAUAAACCGAUAUUAUUACAACUCCU